CUGCUUUCAGUGCUUUCCUGCCAGCCGUUCGGCCCGUCGGUGUUCAGUUUUGUACCUUUUCAUUUGGUUUCCUGUCAUAUCCAAUAAAAAGGGGAGCCCCUUCCGAAAAAGACCAUAAAACCGCCUGUCAUGCCUUAGUACUCACCGACUUGCAGUAUUUCUUCCUCCGGGCCGGACUCGCAAGCAAAUGUAUUACCUCUGCGUAUUCGUAGGAUGUGCAUGGUGAUUUAUGGUUCAGAAGAAUCAGUGUGUAGAAAAAGUGAUGGAGUUGCGACUGCACAGUCCCGUCGGAGCGGAAGCGGUCGUCUACCAAUGGCCUCUGACCUCGGGACGUGGACCUGAUAAGCAUGACAGCGCUCUUGAAAUUGUCGAGACAAUAAGAUGGGUUCUUGAGGACUUCCCCGAGUUGAAACUGCCACUCGAGAACAACAUCCUUACCAACUUCGACACUAAAAGUUUCGACAGCAUGAAGAGCCUCUGUGAUCGUUUCAACAGGGCAAUCGACAGCAUGGUCGCUUUGAGCAAAGGCACUUCCUUGAGCCAGAAGAUGGCGCAGAAAAAUCCGUCUCGAGGUCUUCUAAGGCACAUCCUCCAGCAAGUAUACAAUCAAGCCGUUUACGAUCCGGAAAAGUUGAACCAGUACGAGCCGUUCUCGCCCGAGGUGUACGGAGAGACGUCUUUCGAUUUGGUCUGUCAGAUGAUCGAUCAGAUCAACAUCUCGAAAGACGACAUUUUCAUCGACUUGGGAUCCGGAGUCGGCCAGGUCGUCCUCCAGAUGGCGGCGGCCACACCUUGCAAAAUAUGUCUCGGGGUCGAAAAGGCGGACGUGCCGUCCAAGUACGCCGAGGGUAUGAACAAGAACUUCCGCAAGUGGAUGGGCUGGUACGGUAAGAAAUUCGGCGAGUACAAGCUCAUCAAAGGUGACUUCUUAACGGAAGAGCACAGGGAGAAGAUCAUCUCGGCGUCCAUAGUCUUCGUCAACAACUUCGCCUUCGGACCGACCGUUGACCACAUGCUCAAAGAGAGGUUCGCAGACCUCAAAGACGGAGCGAGGAUCGUCUCCUCCAAGUCCUUCUGCCCGCUCAAUUUCAGGAUCACGGACCGGAAUCUUUCAGAUAUCGGCACAAUCAUGCACGUUUCCGAGAUGACACCCUUAAGAGGAUCUGUAUCAUGGACAGGAAAACCCGUCUCCUAUUAUUUGCAUGUUAUUGACAGAACUAAGCUGGAAAGGUAUUUCCAACGGCUGAAGAACCCGAAAACUAAGGGCAUAGGGAGGAGGAAGUGCAGUCCCCCUAGUAGAUACGUCUCGUCUCAAAUGAAGAGUGCAAGAAUAAUUGCCACUCAAGUUUCGAGAAAACAACAAUUGGGACGAACUUUAUCCAAGAGCGCCAAUGUUAGUAAUGGGAAUGAUGAGACGACCGAGAAUCCAGUAGGAAGAAGAUCGGCUGCUAGGAAUAACAACAAAGCGAUUGAAUGGAGUUCAGAAGAGGAUGUGACGUCUGAUAGCAGCGAAACGCCUAGAGUGACGACGAGAAAGGCCUGGUCUGAUUAUUGCACCAAAGGCCGGUCGUCACAAAGUGAUGAGGACAACAAUAACAUGUUUCCGAUAGAUAAAGGACGCAAUCGUACUGGAAAAAAGAAAUUGCGAAGGAAAUUACCCCGAUCUGGCAAAAACACCCCAGUCUAUUCGGCCCCUCCGAUGAGAGCCAUGGCUCCAGCGAAACGCACCAAGGCAAAGACAAAGAAAGGAAAGCAGAAGAAAACAAUCAAAAUCAGUGGAUUGGAUCUCCUUCACAAUGAAACAUUGCUCAGUACUUCUCCACAAGCUAAUGGGAAGAAGCCGCCCCCUGCCCCUGGGUGUGUGGAUCAACAGCUUACAUCGCUCUUGGCUGCUGGAACAAGUUUACCUGUUCACGAAGAACUCGAGAUACCUAAAGCACCUGCCAAUACGCCGUAUUCUCUUCAGAUACUUCUAGACUUAUACAAGGAUCAGAUGAUGCAGAUGAUCGACACAAUGAAAAAACCAGAUUUCAAGGAAAACGUUCAGUCCCAAGUCGCCAUAGAAAAGGAGCGCAAUCAAAAACUUACAUGCAGAGCCGCUCAGUUGGAUAAACAAAUUAAAGUCUUGAUUGAUGACAGCGUUGCCCUUUUGAAAGUCCGUAUGAAUGAAUUGGGCAUAAAUGCUUCGACGCCCGCCGACUUGUUAUGCAAAGCGAAAGAGAUAGUCAUGAGGCAUAAAGAACUACAAGCGCAGGCGAGCAAAUUACAGAUUCAGGUGGCCAACUUGGAAGAAAACAAUGCUAGACUCUUCAAUGACAGGCAUCAGGAGCUUUCAGAGACAGCUCGAAAAGCAGGAAUCACAACUCCCUUGACUCAAGAACACUUACUCCAGGAAAUCUUAUCAACAAUGACACAACGAAAGAAACUACAUUCUCAAGUUAAUAAACUUGAAACAGAGCUGACCUCAUUGCAACAACGAACUCAUACAAAUAAGGAAUCAAAACCGUCUAAUGACAAAUUGCCUAAUGCGGCGAAGCAGAGUAGAAAAAGUCGUGAUCACCGUUGUCGUUCUCAAGAUUGGCCUGAUGUUCCGGAUGUGGAAAAGAUCGAAGAAGAAAAUCCUGAACUUCUUGCGAAAAAGAUUUUGGCUACUGGAAGAAAGAUAGAAGAAGGGAGGUUUAAGGAUUCGCCUAAAACUAAGGAUCUACACCCAAUACCGAUAUCACCCAAGCCCAAGGAGCUACCGCCAGUUCCUAUAUCGCCGAGACCUAAGGACCUCCUCCCAGUGCCCAUAUCGAGACCGCCUCAGCAAAUAAGAAGUUCAUCUGGUAAGGUGCAGACUCAUCCGCAUUCGCAUCAUGCACAACAGCUACAGUUACAGCAACAAUCACAAGUUUUGUAUCACCACCAUCAACAGCAGCAACAGUUACAACAAUUGCAUCACCAUCACCACGUUCAUCAACCGAACCAGCUGACCCAGCAGCCGCACCAACAGCCUACUACGAGCAAUGCGGGAUUCACGUCAAACCGUGCCCAAGAGCCGCCCCGAGUAGCAAACUUUGAAGACCGCCUCAAGAGCAUUAUAACGACCGUUUUGAACGAAGACCAACAUGCGAGAACACAAGCGGGCGCCAAAGAAAAAGAAAGGGAACGGGAGCGUGAAAGAGAGAGGGAACAGAAGGAAAGAGAUAGGGAACGAGAAAGGGAACGGGAAAAAGAUCGCGAAAAGGAGAGGAAAAGUACACCAGCAUUUGUACCACCGUUACCGACACAUCAAGCUCAGCCUGAUUACACCCAGGUUUCUCCCGCGAAACUUGCUCUUAGACGGCAUUUAUCACAAGAAAAACUGGCUGCCUCACAGCAUCCUCCCAUCCCUUCAAACAGCAGCGGUAUAGUAGGCACGAGAACAAUCGGUGACCUGGUUAAUGGAGAAAUUGAAAGGACAUUGGAGAUUUCAAAUCAAAGCAUCAUUAAUGCUGCAGUAGACAUGAGUACAACUCCUUCUCAUAGCUCUGUCUUGAACAUGCACGUACCUGCAAGACCUGAAAGGGUUUCCCCUCCAGUGCCUCAAGGAUAUUCUCAUGCAAGACAUCCUUUGCCACAUCAUGUUGCUACACCGAAUAGUUCGAGCAGAUACACACCUGUUCAACUUCCACGCGCCGAGUUGAAGCCAUACCACGAGUCUUAUUUCUCCGAUGUCAAACCUUAUCCUCGAGAAGAGCCAGUCGAAGGGCUUGCAGCUACUCUCCACGCCAGGAUUUUAAACGGAGAGGAAGUCAAACAGGAAGAUCUGUCGUUACCGCAUUAUGAAAACCCUAUGCUUGAAAUAAAGACAGAACCGGGGAACACGCUGAGGAAGCGCCCGAGUCCUCAUAUAUUUUCCCCUGUGAAAAGGCAACAUUUGGAUCCGGAUUUGCCGCCUUGCUCGACUCUCCUAUCUCCCCACCGACCCGAAGAAGGCUUGGAGAAGUGGCAAGACAAGAUCAGUUCCGGAUUCGAUCGGCUGGUGGCGUUCGCGUCGACAGAGCUCGAUAAACGCAGGAGGAGCACCGAAGGUGGAGUCAGUUGCAACACGAGCCCCGAUUCGGGAAUCGGUCAUUGUGAGUCAUCUCUUAUUAAGGAUGGAAAAAAAAAUAGGGGGCCGCCACAGUUAUAUAGACAUGUAACACCAGAAAGGGAUUCUCCUCCUGUUUUAGAAUUACCACAUGGGCCCCCAAGGACUCCAUCGCCUUCUUCGCCCCCACCACCACUUCUCCCACUUGAUGGACCUUAUUCUCCGGUACCAGCUUUAAGUCCCCCAUCACUGCCACUCCGUUACCAAAGAUCGUCGGAUCACCGCCAUUUCAAGAAGAACUUUCUAAUGUUUAAUAAUAAUUUGUGCAAUUAAGACUACAUAACAUUUAAAUUAAGAGUAUGAUGCAAAUUAUUAUUCAAAUGUUUUUUGAAUGUGUGUGUAAAUGAAUUUUGUGUAAAUCCAAAAUUGCCUUUGGGUUAAAAAUUAAAAGUUUUCCAAUGUGAAAAAUGAAUUUAUUGUCAGUAGCAAUAUUUAAAAUUUGAUGUAUAGGUGUUUUCAACAACUUUUGACCAUAAGUUUUAAACUAUGAUACUUUUUAAGAUCUCCAAAAAAAAAAUUUUUUUUAAUUGCAAACGGUCAUUGCUACUACAUACUAAUAAUUGUUUGCAUGGAAACUGCUAAGGAUGUGUGUACAUUUUUUUUAAACACUUAUGUAUAUUUUGAAUAAUAAAUUAUAUACUUAGCAGUUUUGUACCAAACAAUUCAUGUAGAUACUAGAUAAAUUAAAUAUUCCUAUUUAUUUGGUGUUUAAAGACAUUUCAAAUUUUGUGUUCAUCAGAUUUUAAGGGAAUAACUCUUCAGAUGUUUUUCAUCGUUGAUGCUUCUUUAUCAUUAUCAAUCACUUGUUUUAUUUCUUUUUUUUUAUCCUUCCAAAUUCUUACCAUCCAUUUCUUUAUCCUCUUUUUGUACCAUACCACUGAGCAUUUUGUAAUAGUGGGGUUACACAUUGAUUGUUUUGAUAACCAUUUGUGAUUAAUAACUGUAAUGGAGUGUUCUCUAUUACAAUAUAUAUUUUGUAUAACUAAUAUGUUAACUUUUUAAUAGUUACCAAUUUAAUAUUUUAUGUUCAGUUAUGUUGUUAAUUGGAUUUACGAUUAUUAUUGAACUCUUGAUAGUACAACAUUGAUUCUGAGUUUGCUUUAAUCCCUCCAUCAUUUUUUAGAUUUAAUGUAUAAAUAAUUGUACAUUUUUUAGAUACUAUUUUGUAUAGACUAUAAUAUCGCUGACUUAUCUUUUUAACACUGCCAUAUACUCUGUGUUCUAUAUUUAAGAUGUAUGGAAAUUCUGUCGUAUAAAAUUAAAGUCAUGUCUUUUGUAUAACAACUCUUUUUUUUGUCUUCUUUUUUUCUAAAUAUUCUGUACAGUUUAUAUUGUUUCCUCAAAAACAUUAAUAAAAAUAAAUAAAUUGGGCUCUCGAA
Cimex lectularius (bed bug) is the source of this 5493-nucleotide messenger RNA. Its product is annotated as histone-lysine N-methyltransferase, H3 lysine-79 specific-like. The coding region runs from base 230 to 4387 and encodes 1385 amino acids. The record is from RefSeq and is a predicted model, not a curated record. The transcript has 20 exons. NCBI's taxonomy places the organism in Eukaryota, Metazoa, Arthropoda, Insecta, Hemiptera, Cimicidae. Gene Ontology annotation, biological process: regulation of transcription regulatory region DNA binding; DNA repair; DNA damage checkpoint signaling. Gene Ontology annotation, molecular function: histone H3K79 methyltransferase activity. Gene Ontology annotation, cellular component: nucleus.